Messenger RNA from Fusarium fujikuroi IMI 58289, 1188 nucleotides. RefSeq lists its product as uncharacterized. The record is from RefSeq and is a predicted model, not a curated record. Lineage: Eukaryota; Fungi; Ascomycota; Sordariomycetes; Hypocreales; Nectriaceae. Bases 1 to 1188 code for a protein of 395 amino acids. The transcript has 3 exons.
AUGGGCCUAAGCAACAUCAAUCCCAAGCAUGUUACAUAUCCAAUGAGGCUCGGCUCGGAUGGAAAGUAUCUGAAGCCAAUCUUCGGCGAGGAAGAGAUCCCAAUGUUCCAAAGCGUCACACAUAUGGAGUGCUUCCCUUACCGGUAUUGUUUCUUCGUCAAGAGCCUCCCCCCGCGUCCUUGGCCUCUCACAGUCAACGGACGUCCAUUUACAAUAACACCCAAGACUCCAGAAGACUUGUCUCUCACACCUAUCAGGGCAUCAAACCCCAAGAUAUUUGUUGGGAACCCGGACCUACGUAUUUGCGUCAACAUCGAUGCACGCCAAGAUCCUUUCCAGGAGUCCUCGCUGCGAGCGAUGGUUCGAGAUGUAACUGAGAUGUUUUCCAGUCAUCCAACCUAUCCGAAAGUUAUGGAGGUCAUGCUGACCAUGGACCAAAAGAUCGUGAUACUAGUCUCGAGCGAUGGUCCGACUGGCACUCAAGACAGCUCACCGAAUCGCCGGUGGCCUGGUAAUGCCCCCAAACUACCCCUAUUCCCUGGAACGAGCGUUCGUGGUUCCCAAGGUACUGGGAACCCGGAAGGGAGAAGGAAUGCACCGCACUUUGCAGUCAAUGUAUCUAGUGGCGUUCUCAUCAAGAACCAAGAGGACCAACAUAUGAUGACCACGGCAGGGCGUAUUGUUCGCCCAGGAGAAGUUGUAGGAACGAGGGUGUUCUUCUUCCAAAACAGAAUUGGAUUGGCUGUAGAUGUGGUCCCGGGCACAGAUGUUGCUCUGGUAAAGCUAGACGAUGCUAUCAAUUACAAGAACCAGGAUGGAACUACGACAUUUACGCGGCUACUGGGCAAGGACCCAGAUGAUGCGCUUCCAUGGAACUCUAUUGUCAGUCUUGCUACACGCUGGCCUCCUUAUACUAAAGGUAUAAUCGUUGCAAAGUCAGUCAGAGUCGUGCGUCAUACUGCCACUACUCACUAUCGAGUCUACCACUGGGCUUGGACUGGCCAGCCGGGGAAUGAAAAAGGACCGAACCCUGCGCCAAGGGACCCAAUGAUUGGAGCUGCGGCGAUCAGUGAGACCGGAGUUGUGACAGGACUGCUUCAUUCCAACGAACACGGUCUUCGGGCAGGCUACUCUAUCAUGUUGAGUGCAAGUGAACUGGUGUAUGUCGGUUACAGUUUAGUGACUUGA